AUGAACGGUGCCAACCAAGGCCCGACUGUGGCCGACCUGGCUGCCAUGUCCACCGAGGAAAGAAUGACGGGCAUGGAACAUUCAGAAGUUCGCUACUUCACAAGCUAUGACCACCACGGUAUCCAUGAGGAAAUGCUGAAAGAUGAAGUCCGCACUCGAUCGUACCGAGAUGCCAUCUAUCAGAACCAGCACCUCUUCAAAGACAAGGUUGUGCUUGAUGUCGGCUGUGGCACGGGCAUCCUCAGCAUGUUUGCAGCACGAGCCGGCGCAAGGCAUGUGAUCGGAGUCGACAUGUCCAGCAUCAUCAACAAGGCUAAAGAGAUAGUUGAGGUGAACGGGCUGUCAAAAAAGAUCACACUACUACAAGGAAAGAUGGAAGAAGUCGAGAUCCCACCACAAUGCUUGUCAAACGGGAAGGUCGACAUCAUCAUCUCGGAGUGGAUGGGUUAUUUCCUCCUCUAUGAAAGCAUGCUUGACACUGUCCUCUACGCCCGUGACCGCUACCUGAACCAAGGUGGCAAGAUCUUUCCGGACAAGGCAACGAUAUACAUGGCAGGGAUCGAAGACGGAGACUACAAGGAAGACAAGAUCGGAUUCUGGGAUAACGUGUAUGGCUUCGACUACUCUCCGAUGAAGCACAGUGCAUUGAGCGAGCCACUGGUCGACACGGUGGAAAUGAAGGCCCUGGUCACCGACCCAUGCCCGGUCUUCACCAUCGAUCUGAACACGGUCACGACGGCGCAGUUGGCGUUUUCCGAGCCUUUUGAAUUGCGGGUGCAGAGAAACGACUUCGUUCAUGCACUCAUUGCCUGGUUCGAUAUCGAUUUCACAGCAUGCCACAAACCCAUCCGAUUCUCGACGGGGCCUCACACCAAGUACACGCAUUGGAAGCAGACCGUCUUCUAUCUUCGGGAAGUCCUGACCGUCGAGGAAGGCGAGGCUGUCCGAGGCUACCUCUCCAACAAGCCCAACAGCAAGAACAAGCGCGAUCUCGACAUCAAGAUCGACUACGAGUUGGAAACGUCGGAUGCGACACGAUUUGCUCGUGGAUCAUGCGAGUAUAGGAUGUAA
Molecule: messenger RNA, 1071 nt
Organism: Capronia epimyces CBS 606.96
Lineage: Eukaryota; Fungi; Ascomycota; Eurotiomycetes; Chaetothyriales; Herpotrichiellaceae
Product: protein arginine N-methyltransferase 1
Exons: 5
Coding region: 1-1071 (356 amino acids)
Biological process (GO): peptidyl-arginine methylation
Cellular component (GO): nucleus
Molecular function (GO): protein-arginine N-methyltransferase activity
Source: RefSeq, a predicted model, not a curated record